CUGUACUACGCCAACAUUUCUGUAGGCAAUCCCAGCCAAGUGCAGGCAGUAUUGAUCGACAGCGGAAGUAACGAGCUACUCUUCACUGCUGCAAACGCUACUGCCUGUAAGACUAGAAAUGGUUGCGCCGGUGGUACUUUUGAUGUUACAAAGUCGUCGACUUUUGAUGUGGUUACUCGUGGCGGGCUGUCCAUUGGUUUUGAGGACUCCUCCAAAAAGAAAGGCGAUUACUUUACAGAUGAGGUACAGAUUGGCGAAAUAUCUGUUACCAACGCCCGACUAGGGAUUGCCUAUGAAGUGUCUGAUCCAACUGGCAUGAAUACUGGAAUUAUGGGUCUUGGCUACGCGAAUAACGAAGGGUCCAACAAGUCCGAACCGUAUCCGACCUUCCUCGAUGCGCUCGUCCAAUCCGGAGCUAUUGAGUCGCGUCUGUAUGGCAUUCAUCUUAAUCAGAUCAAUUCAAGUGGCUCAAUCAUCUUUGGUGGCAUCGACAUAGCAAAAUUCCAAGGCCCGAUGACCACUCUCGACUGCCUGCUCGAUGGUAGAAAGACAGCCACGGAACACAAACUAAAACUCGAUAAAAUCACGGUUAACCCUCACGAUGAAAACAGCGAGGAGCUGUUACUCUCUUCUGGCCAGGUUCCUCAUGCUGUCUUCUUGGAUUCAGGAAAUGCCCGUUGGUUUGUACCAGAACCUGUGUAUAGGAAAAUCCUUGUAUUGGCAGGAGGCAGGCGUGUGAGACCUUGUAGUGAAGUUGUUCAUAGUGCAUUCAACAUAACUCAUUUUCAGCUUACCUUUUCUGGCGAUGGC
Molecule: messenger RNA, 810 nt
Organism: Aureobasidium pullulans EXF-150
Lineage: Eukaryota; Fungi; Ascomycota; Dothideomycetes; Dothideales; Saccotheciaceae
Product: acid protease
Exons: 2
Biological process (GO): proteolysis
Molecular function (GO): aspartic-type endopeptidase activity
Source: RefSeq, a predicted model, not a curated record